Molecule: messenger RNA, 867 nt
Organism: Rhinolophus ferrumequinum (greater horseshoe bat)
Lineage: Eukaryota; Metazoa; Chordata; Mammalia; Chiroptera; Rhinolophidae
Product: olfactory receptor 52H1-like
Biological process (GO): G protein-coupled receptor signaling pathway
Cellular component (GO): membrane
Molecular function (GO): olfactory receptor activity
Source: RefSeq, a predicted model, not a curated record
AUGGAUCGCAGCCUCUAUGUACCCAUGUUCUUCUUUUUCUCAAUUCUGGCUUCUGCAGACUUCAUAUUAUGCAUCACAUGUGUCCCCAAAACGCUUGGCAUACUAUGGUUGAAAGCUCAGAUAAUCAUUAUUUCCUAUCUGCCUCAUCCAGUUGUGUUUUCUCCACUUCGGGUUUUACUGGACUCAGCCAUCGUGUUGGGCAUGGCAUUUGAUCAUUAUAUGGUUAUUUGCUCCCCUUUGAGAUAUACACUAGUGUCUGACACCUGGAAUGAUUUCAAGAUCAUGGUGGGUAUUUUUGGUCAGAGCUUUAGUACCAUUUUGCUUGUUGUUUUCCUGGUGAUGUGUCUGCCCUUCUGCAGGAAACUUAUCAUCUCACACACAUACUGUGAGCAAAUAGGGGUGGUCAGACUUGCUUCUGCUGACAUCUCCAUCAAUAUCUGGUAUGGCUUUGCUGUGCCCAUAAUGACUGUUAUCUUGGACCUGAUCCUCAUUGGUAUUUCCUACACUCUCAUUCUUCAUGCUGUUUUCUACCUUCCACCCAGAGAUACCCACCAGAAAGCCUUCAGCACCCAUAGUUCUCAUAUUAGUGUCAUUCUCAUAUUCUACACACCAGCCAUGUUCUCUGUCCUUACUCAUUGCUUUGGCCACAACAUCUCUCAUACGUUUCAUAUCACAUCUGCGAUCCUCUAUGUGGCAACCCCUCCUGCACACAAUCCCUCCUGCACGUAUAAAAACAAAACAGAUUGGGGACAAGAUCCUCCCUCUAAUUCUUUCCUAAAGGGAUGCAGUGACCUGGGGAUGAGAACAUGGAGAAAAAGAUUAUGGGAAAUCAAUAAUCAUAUUGAUUUAAUAGAAUUUCUUAUGUAA